Trichophyton verrucosum HKI 0517 is the source of this 816-nucleotide messenger RNA. RefSeq names its product GNAT family acetyltransferase, putative. The record is from RefSeq and is a predicted model, not a curated record. The transcript is spliced from 3 exons. Gene Ontology annotation, molecular function: RNA binding; structural constituent of ribosome. Gene Ontology annotation, biological process: translation. Lineage: Eukaryota; Fungi; Ascomycota; Eurotiomycetes; Onygenales; Arthrodermataceae. Bases 1 to 816 code for a protein of 271 amino acids. Gene Ontology annotation, cellular component: large ribosomal subunit.
AUGCGCAAAAAGCCAAAAGAAGGAAAAAGCGACUUCGAGAUUGGAAAAAAAACUUCCGGUCGACAACGCGCAAAUCCUCACCAUAAGAAUUCUUUCAAGUAUUCUUCUGGAAGACUGUUCUCAUCAUGUCUAAAAUCACAGUCGCAGCUCCUGGACUACUCUCACAAUGAGAAGAAGAGAAACUUCGUUGAGACCGUCGAGCUCCAGAUCGGCUUGAAGAACUAUGACCCUCAACGUGACAAGCGUUUCUCCGGCACUAUCAAGCUGCCAACCGUCCCUCGCCCAAGAAUGAGCAUCUGUGUUCUUGGUGACCAGCACGAUAUCGACCGUGCUAAGCAUCUCGGCGUCGAUGCCAUGUCCUCCGAUGACCUGAAGAAGCUCAACAAGAACAAGAAGCUCAUUAAGAAGCUCGCUCGCAAGUACGAUGCUUUCCUUGCUUCCGACGCCCUUGUCCGACAGAUUCCUCGUCUCUUGGGUCCCGGUCUCUCCAAGGGUGAGUACUCCCAUAUUAGAAUCUUCAGGUAUGAAGACAGGUCGACUAACUUGACAAUAGCUGGUAAAUUCCCUACCCCCGUCUCCCACAACGAGGAUCUCUCCAACAAGAUGAACGACGUCAAGUCCACCAUCAAGUUCCAGCUUAAGAAGGAGCUUUGCUUGGGUGUUGCCGUCGGCAACGUUGGUAUGACUGAGGAUGAGCUUAUUGCUAAUAUCAUGUUGGCUAUCAACUACCUCGUCUCCCUGCUCAAGAAGGGCUGGCAGAACGUUGGAAGUCUUACUAUCAAGGCUUCCAUGUCCCCACCAAAGAGAGUGUACUAA